AUGACCGAUGCUGAGGGCCAUGGGAUCUUCAUCCCAACCAUGUUGGGCUGGAAGACGGUUCGCCUCAGCUGCGGUGAUGCGGGCUGCACACGCGAAGAGAGCACCGAAUCUCACCAAGUCUACCUGCCCUACGCUGCCGACUUUGGCCGAUUGAUGUUAAAAGCGCGGCCCCACUUGCCGGACUGGGAGUGGAAAGGUGUGAACGGCCCACUUUGUCUCUUCGAAGACAGUGGCCACCAGGGCACCCCACUGCAGCGGGCACACCAGCUGGGAACCACGGAGUGUUUGCUUCAGUUCAGCUACAACAACUCCAUGGUCCGUUUGAACAGCGCGCACGUCUAUUCGGGCGAGUGGGGCGAGAUUUUCAUCAGCAUCCCAGCCCUUUUCAACUUCUCAGAGCGCUUCGGCGAGCUCCCCCUGAGCAGCGCGACGCGCGACCGGGACGCAAGCGGCAAGCAGUUCACGGCGGAGCGCUGUGCCCCACGCAGUCGUGGUGGACGCUUCCAAGUGCGAGUGUCCACGGAAGAGGCCUUGGCGUUUCCGGAAUUCCUGGGCAUGCGGAUCCCCAUUGAGAUGUCCAAGAGCUCGGUUUGCUGGUUCGGCUCUCCGUGGUUGGAGAAGUUUGUCCACCACGACAUCUGGCAUUGGUUCCAAUUGGUGGAUGCUGGACAUCACUGGCGCUGCUGGCGCUUGAGGGUUCACAUCGUCUACGAUCCGCUCUUUUUCCAUCACCAGAGGAUCACCCGGGAGGCGGAUCACAUCGGAGGCGUCGCCGUCUUCGAGGAGCGCAAGGACGCGGGUUUCGCCUUUCUCUUGGAGAGUAAGACGGGCACCGUGCGGAGGUUCAACUUCGGAGUCUUCGUAUUGGCGUUGACUGCUUUGACCUGGCUGGUGAGUAUGCCCCGACUCAUUUGUGAGAUCAUGGCAGUGGCCUCGAAGUGGGUGCCUGGCAGAGACGUCUACCGCGCGGUGCUCUAUCGAACCUUCAACAUCCGCAACGAGAUCGUGGCGUGGAUGGUGCGCUCGCUGGAGGCCGCGAACACCCUGCGGAGGAUCAGCCAGAAGGAUGGAAACACUGAGUCUGUGGAAAUCGGCGCCAUCAUCGACGAGCUGCGCAAGGCCUUCAGGAACCACCAGGAAGCCGAGGAUGUCAUUGAACACCUCUCCAACUUCCUGCUUCAAACGAUGGAGAAGAAGGAGUUGGCGGAUUGGGUGCGACAAGUGCAGAAGACCGAGGUGGUCAAUACAACUCGCUUGGCCGAAUGGGACCAGGAUGCUUUUCAGUCUGUGAAAGAGAUCUGGAGGAAUGUGCGCACCAAGUCAUUUCAGUGUGUCAGCGAAGAGGGCUCAGAGUCGGAAGUUGAUACCUCCAUGGACACGGGCGGUUCGGAGCAGCCACAGGGCGCCCACCGACGGGUCUGGCAGCUUCUGGAGACAGAUUCCGGACCGCCGUAG
This is a messenger RNA of Durusdinium trenchii, 1455 nucleotides long. Lineage: Eukaryota; Dinophyceae; Suessiales; Symbiodiniaceae. The record is from the annotation of a GenBank genome assembly.